UUCUAUACAUAAUGUCUGAAUCCCAAACUUCUAUAGAGCUUCCCAUCUUAGACAUUUCUCAGCCAUUAAACCCAUCUUUCCUGUCCUCCCUAGCGGAAGCCUGCAAAAAAUGGGGCUUCUUCCACAUCAUUAAUCAUGGGAUCUCCAAAGAUCUUUUUAGCAAACUCUAUUUGCUCUCAAAUGACUUAUUCAACCUCCCUUCUGACACUAAACUUAAACUUGGUCCUUUCUCUUCCAUCAAAACAUAUACUCCUCAUUUCAUUGCCUCCCCAUACUUCGAGAGCCUUAGAGUUUCUGGACCAAACUUCCUUGACUCUGCUCAAAGUUCUGUCAAUGCCCUCUUUGUCCAACAGAAUUCUGAAUUCAGUGAGAUAUUACAGGAAUAUGGAAGGAAGAUGGAAGAAUUGUCAAAGAACAUUAUAAAGGUAUUACUGAUGAGCUUGAAGGUUGGUUUUGGGAAGAAAGAUUAUGAAUCUGAAUUCAAGAAUUGUCAAGGGUAUAUGAGAAUAAAUAACUACUCACCCCCAGAGAGUUUGGAAGUUGAGGUUGAGGGGCUUGGCAUGCACACUGAUAUGAGUUGUGUAACAAUAGUCUAUCAAGAUGAAAUAGGAGGACUUCAAGUGAAAUCAAAGGAGGGGAAGUGGAUGGACAUAAGGCCAUGUGAAGGGACAUUGGUGGUGAACAUAGGGGACAUGUUACAAGCUUGGAGCAAUGAGAAGUUCAGGUCAUCUGAACAUCGUGUAGUAUUAAAGCAACCGGCAAACCGGUUUUCUCUUGCUUUCUUUUGGUGCUUUGAGGAUGAGAAGGUGAUCAUAGCACCAGAUGAAGUGGUAGGAGAAGGAAAUGUGAGGCUUUAUAACCCCUUUGUUUGCUUAGAUUACUUGAAAUUCAGAGAGAGCAAUGAGAGGGGCAAGUUUGAAAAGGUUGGGUUUACAGUUAGAGAUUUUGCUGGGAUUGGACACUAGAUUUGAUGGUUGAAUAUAUAUAAAGUUUCUUUUAAUGUAUGUACGUAUAUUUGAUCACUUUUUUCAUUAAUAAUUUAUGAAGAUAUUAAAGCUGCGACUUAUUGUGUAAAA
Quercus lobata is the source of this 1076-nucleotide messenger RNA. RefSeq names its product 2-oxoglutarate (2OG) and Fe(II)-dependent oxygenase superfamily protein. The record is from RefSeq and is a predicted model, not a curated record. Bases 12 to 965 code for a protein of 317 amino acids. The transcript has 2 exons. NCBI's taxonomy places the organism in Eukaryota, Viridiplantae, Streptophyta, Magnoliopsida, Fagales, Fagaceae.